Molecule: messenger RNA, 942 nt
Organism: Botrytis byssoidea
Lineage: Eukaryota; Fungi; Ascomycota; Leotiomycetes; Helotiales; Sclerotiniaceae
Exons: 2
Coding region: 1-942 (313 amino acids)
Biological process (GO): ribosomal large subunit assembly; cytoplasmic translation; ribosome biogenesis
Cellular component (GO): cytosolic large ribosomal subunit
Molecular function (GO): large ribosomal subunit rRNA binding; structural constituent of ribosome
Source: RefSeq, a predicted model, not a curated record
AUGGGGGGCAAAUCCGAAAACAAGGCCGGCUACUUCGAUAAGCUCAAGGGUUUACUCGAGGAGUACAAGUCCAUCUUCAUCGUCACCGUCGACAAUGUCAGCUCUCAACAAAUGCACGAGAUCCGUGGAUCUCUCCGUGGUGAGGGUGUUGUCUUGAUGGGAAAGAACACCAUGGUCCGCCGUGCCGUCAAGGGCUUCGUCGGUGACAACCCAGAAUACGAGCGUCUCCUUCCUUUCGUCAAGGGUAACGUCGGUUUCGUUUUCACCAACCAAGACCUCAAGACCAUCCGUGACAAAAUUCUCGACAACAAGGUCGCUGCUCCAGCCAGAGCUGGUGCCGUUGCCCCAGCUGAUGUCUACGUCCCAGCCGGUAACACCGGUAUGGAACCAGGAAAGACCUCUUUCUUCCAAGCUCUCGGUGUCCCAACCAAGAUUGCCCGUGGUACCAUUGAAAUUACCGCAGACUUGAAGCUCGUUGAGGCUGGUUCCAAGGUCGGAGCUUCCGAGGCUACCCUUCUUAACAUGUUGAACAUCUCUCCGUUCACAUACGGUAUGGGUAUCUCCCAAGUUUACGAUGCUGGUAACACUUUCCCACCAAGUGUUCUCGACAUCGAGGAGUCCCAACUUCUUAAGGCUUUCAGCAGUGCUAUCACCACAAUCGCUGCUAUCUCCUUGGCUGCCAACUUCCCAACCCUUCCAUCUGUUAUGCACUCUGUUGUUAACAGCUACAAGAAGGUUUUGGCUGUUGCCAUCUCAACCGACUACAGCUGGUCUGAGAUUGAUGAGUUGAAGGACCGAAUUGCCAACCCAGAGGCCUACGCCAGUGCCGGACCUGUCGCUACUGAGGCUGCCCCAGCUGCUGCUGCUGCUGAGGAGGCCAAGAAGGAGGAGUCCGAGGCUGAGGAUUCCGCUGAUGAGGGAUUCGGAGGAAUGUUCGACUAA